AUGGCCGGUAUGCAGUACAGCCACAUCACACUCACCACGGCCACGCGUGCCCUCAACAUCACAGACGACCCGUCCUUCGUGCCGGCGGGCUUCCCUCAGAACGCCACUCCAGGCUUCUUCUUCAUGCCCGAGUCCUUCGUGCAUCUCCUGCGCUACCCUCUCUCUCUCAGCCUUUGCGACAGGCAAUCCGAAGCGGAAGCAGUGAGUCAAGAUGGCAUCGUUCUCAACUUCUCACUGCUUUUGGGAUUUGGGAACAACAACACAGCGGUGGAUCCGUUCACGGCCUUCCCCACCAUCGACAUUGCUUUCCCCUUUAUUAUGAACACCAGUCGCACCGCCCACUACUAUCUCAAGCCUCGUGAGUACCUCGCUCAGGUUUCACCUUCCGAGUACUACAUGUUGGUCAACUCUCUUGAUCCUGGAAGCUACUACAACAGCUUCAUUGGAGAGCCGGGGCUGCUCGGCAGGUACCUCCUUCUGGACUACACCAAUCAGUACGCAGGAUGGAUGUAUUCCCCUCACUGUGGAGCUGAGCCUCUGCAGCUGCCACCCUCCCCGCCUCCACCACCCUCGCCUGUUUCUGAUGGGGCCACCCUCUCCCUCUCCUUACUCCCCGCAGCACUCUCAGCUGCUCUUGUCCUUGCCACCUCCGCCGCCCUGCUGGCUGUCGCUUGCCUGUAG
Closterium sp. NIES-65 is the source of this 681-nucleotide messenger RNA. The record is from the annotation of a GenBank genome assembly. Lineage: Eukaryota; Viridiplantae; Streptophyta; Zygnematophyceae; Desmidiales; Closteriaceae.